This is a messenger RNA of Glarea lozoyensis ATCC 20868, 1635 nucleotides long. RefSeq names its product Multidrug resistance efflux transporter EmrE. Bases 1 to 1635 code for a protein of 544 amino acids. Gene Ontology annotation, biological process: phosphoenolpyruvate transmembrane import into Golgi lumen. Gene Ontology annotation, cellular component: endoplasmic reticulum; Golgi apparatus. The record is from RefSeq and is a predicted model, not a curated record. NCBI's taxonomy places the organism in Eukaryota, Fungi, Ascomycota, Leotiomycetes, Helotiales, Helotiaceae. The transcript is spliced from 2 exons. Gene Ontology annotation, molecular function: phosphoenolpyruvate transmembrane transporter activity; antiporter activity.
AUGCGAUCAUCGAUGGAACAGUUCCCGGACCACGUAGAGCCCACAGAUGCGCAAUCGUCAUACAAGUAUUCUGCAAGCCCAACGCGUAAUGGGAACGGGUAUUCAAAUGGCGCGCCAUCUCUCGACCGGUGGCAGCCGCGAAGAGAUAGUGGUGUACGAGGAAGCGCUUGGGGCAAUGGAUCAACGAGUACAGGAGGCAGAGGACAUGAUAGACAAAAGAGCUUGAGCGAUGCUUUCAGGACGAUACGAGGGAGAGGAGGGAGUGUGAGCGCAAAUGUUCAUGAGAUAGGCGAUGCGUUGAAAGCACCUGUCUCGCCCAAAUUAGUUAUUCUUUGUAUUAUCUGGUAUCUCUCGAGCGCACUUACGAAUACGUCUUCUAAAUCCAUUCUUAAUGCUUUCCCCAAGCCGGCGACUCUCACAAUGAUCCAAUUCGCAUUUGUCGCAUCAUUCUGCCUCUUCUUCUCCUGGCUGUCGACGGUAUUUCCAAAUCUGAAAAGUUCAGUACCUGCUUUAAGACACGGCAUACGAUAUCCUACACGCGAAGUAAUUGUAACAACUAUGCCCUUGGCCGCAUUUCAAAUCGGAGGACAUCUACUCUCUUCCACGGCCACCGCCAAAAUUCCCGUAUCUCUAGUACAUACUAUUAAAGGACUUUCUCCGCUCUUCACAGUCUUCGCCUAUCGUCUUAUAUUCGACAUUCGCUACCCUCUUACGACGUAUCUUUCUCUUAUCCCUCUUACCUUGGGUGUAAUGCUGGCAUGCUCUGCCGAGUUUAAAGGCAAUAUAUUUGGCAUUCUUUAUGCCUUCCUCGCCGCGAUUAUCUUUGUUACUCAGAACAUAUUCUCGAAACGCCUCUUCAAUGAAGCAGCCGCAGCAGAGGCUGCUGGUCAACAUACGCAUACAAAGAAAUUGGAUAAACUUAAUCUCUUAUGCUAUUCGUCUGGAAUGGCGUUCCUUCUAACAGCUCCAAUCUGGUUCUGGUCGGAAGGAUUGACGCUUAUUCUCGAUUUCCUCUCCUCGGGAACCGUGGAUCUUACUCAAAAGAAAGGUACUUUCGACCACGGUCGUCUAGCACUUGAAUUCAUCUUCAAUGGAACAUUCCAUUUCGGACAAAACAUCAUAGCCUUUGUCCUCCUCUCCAUGGUGUCUCCAGUCACAUAUUCCGUCGCCUCCUUAAUUAAGCGAGUCUUUGUCGUCGUAAUAGCCAUAAUCUGGUUUCAAAACCCCACCACCAAAAUCCAAGGUCUCGGCAUCGCCCUAACCUUCUUUGGGCUCUACCUCUACGACCGCACCAACGAAAACAACAAAAAAGCAGACCGCAAAGCCGCAAACCUAAACAUAAAAUCUGAGUCCCUCCUCCCAACGUCCAAUACCUCCUCAAGUCGUAAUCAAAGCGUCAUCUUCGAGUCCCCCACUGCCACCUCCAACAUCCGUGGCUUCUCAAACGGCUACGCCCUCUCCCACUCCAUCCCCUCCGACGACAAGAGAUCCGACGAUCCACCCGGUCGAGGCGGCCGCGCUCGCGGCACGAGUAAUGCAUCCUGGCUUCCGCCGGGAACGAGACAGGAAGAAACAUGGAGACCGAGGGAAAGUAGUCUGAUUAACGUGAAGGAGAAUAAGCUUUCUGUAAAUUAG